Messenger RNA from Zootoca vivipara (common lizard), 6346 nucleotides. It is a transcript of the gene MAPK4, whose product is annotated as mitogen-activated protein kinase 4. Gene Ontology annotation, biological process: protein phosphorylation. Gene Ontology annotation, molecular function: MAP kinase activity; ATP binding. The record is from RefSeq and is a predicted model, not a curated record. NCBI's taxonomy places the organism in Eukaryota, Metazoa, Chordata, Lepidosauria, Squamata, Lacertidae.
AUUUGACAGAUUCGCCCACCCCUAGGUGACUGUAAUGAUGCGUUUUCUAAUCCUGCAUAACUAAAUUUGUAUUUUCUUUAGGUGUGUUAACCUUCAAGAAGGUAGGAUGUGGAUGAAAGAAACUGCAGCAGCAAACUACUUCAUUAUCUAUUUUUCACUUGCAGGCGGAGGGGCUAUAACAAGUGAGGAGUUGACAGACACAAUGAAGACCAAAUUGUGAUGAAGGAAGUAUGUGGGAAGAAAUGAGCAUGGCUGUUUGUGGCAGCCAGUUGAUGGGGAGCAAGAUUCAUUGGGAAAGCACUCCUGUCUUGUGAUGGCGAAAUGGAAAAAUCCACCCUGCGUUUAAGAAUGUGUGGCAGAAGAUUCACCAAAGCCUUGCAGAACUAGAAAAUAAAUAAAUGCUGAGUCCACUUCAUGGAGAAUAAAGGUUUCUGGAGAAGCUCUCCACCAUUUGCUGUCUGAAGGUCCAUGUUUAGGUAGCCAGCUGAAUAUUAAAAGCAUGUAUAUGUUGAAGCUUCACUUUCCCAAAUUUAAAACAAAAUAAGAAGGAUUAUAUUUAAGAACUCUUGGAGCCCAUUAGUUUAUCAGCAUAUUGCAACAAAAACUGUUGCAAUAUGAUUGGCAACUUUUCGCCUCUCCCCUGCUUGCUUACCCAGACCGAAGAGAGUCAAUAUUGAAAGUUUGCAAGCUUGUUUCCAAAACUAUUCCUGGAUCCACUUUAUGUACGGUACUUGUGUCUAUUUUUCUGUUUAAUCUCUGAACAUUUGACUUGAAAACCUUCUCCUGUACGAUUAUGGGCUCCAAGCGUGGAAAUGCACAGAUUCUCAUUUGUGGUAACAAUGCACUGUUUUCUAUUAAACCGCAUUGGUGACCUGGAGGCUGGGCUCCUCUGCUGCCGUUUCAUUGCAGAGACAAAGGCGGAUCUGACCCCACCAUGGCAGAGAAGGGCAAUUACAUCGCGAGCGUGUACGGUUAUGACUUGGGCUGCCGUUUCAUCAACUUCAGGCCGCUAGGCUUCGGAGUGAAUGGGCUUGUCCUCUCAGCAGUCGACAGCAAGAGCUGCCGCAAGGUGGCCGUGAAGAAGAUCGCGGUGAGCGAUGCUCAGAGCAUGAAGCACGCCUUCCGGGAGAUCAAGAUAAUCCGCCGGCUGGACCAUGACAACAUCGUAAAGGUCUACGAGGUGUUGGGGCCCAAAGGAGCUGAUCUCCAAGGGGAUCUGUUCAAAUUUAACAUGGUGUACGUCAUCCAGGAAUAUAUGGAGACGGACCUGGCCCGUCUUCUGGAGCAAGGGCCUCUCUCUGAGGAACAUGCCAAACUUUUCAUGUACCAGUUGCUCAGAGGCCUGAAGUACAUCCAUUCAGCUAAUGUUUUGCAUAGGGACUUGAAGCCUGCCAACAUCUUCAUCAACACAGAGGAUCUGGUGUUGAAGAUCGGUGACUUUGGAUUAGCUAGGGUUGUGGACCAGCAUUACUCACACAAGGGUUACCUCUCAGAAGGGCUGGUGACAAAAUGGUAUCGAUCCCCUCGCCUUCUGCUUUCACCAAACAACUACACCAAAGCAAUUGACAUGUGGGCAGCUGGUUGCAUUCUAGCAGAGAUGCUGACGGGAAAGAUGCUUUUUGCUGGAAGCCACGAGCUGGAGCAGAUGCAGCUCAUUUUGGAGACCAUCCCUGUUUUCCACGAAGAGGACAAAGAGGAACUGCUCAAAGUGAUGCCGACAUUCGUCAACAGCACCUGGGAAGUGAAGAAGCCGUUGCGGAAGCUCCUCCCUGAAGUGAACAGCAAAGCCAUUGAUUUUCUGGAGAAGAUUCUGACAUUCAAUCCCAUGGACCGGCUGACCGCAGAGGUGGCUUUGCAACACCCUUAUAUGAGUCCUUAUUACUGCCCCGAAGACGAGCCCAUUUCUCAGCACCCAUUCCGGAUUGAAGACGAGAUUGAUGACAUUUUGCUGAUGGAAGCGAACCAAAGCCAGAUGUCCAACUGGGACAGGUACCAAGUGAGUUUAUCCUCGGAUUUGGAAUGGCGACAAGAGAAGUGCCACGAUUUGGACGAGGUGCAACGAGAUCCCAGAGCGGGAUCGGAAUCCAUUGCUGAGGAGGCUCAAGUGGACCCGCGCAAAUAUUCCCAGAGCAGCUCCGAGAGAUUCCUGGAGCAGUCGCAUUCCUCGAUGGACCGAGCAUUUGAGGGAGAUUACGGGCGGUCGUGUGAUUACAAAGUGGGGUCGCCUUCCUAUUUGGACAAGCUGUUGUGGAGGGACAACAAGCUCCAUCAUUAUUCAGAGCCCAAGCUCAUCUUAGACUUGUCCCACUGGAAAAGGGCAUCUAUUGCACCCGCGGCGGAGAUCGCCUUGGAGGAGGAACCAUCCAACCUAUUCCUAGAGAUAGCGCAGUGGGUUACAAGUACCCAGACAGGACUUGAAUGCCCAAAUCCUCUCCCAGAGAUCCAGGAGAGGAGCUUACCACCUUCUCCUCACCAUCUGCACAAAGAACCCAAGGAGGUUGGCAGCGAAAGCGACCCCCAGUUUGACUUGGACGUCUUCAUUUCCAGGGCAUUAAAACUUUGCACAAAGCCAGAAGAUCUGCCUGACAACAAGCUCAAAGACAUCAACGGCGCAUGCCUAGCAGAACACCCUAGUGAGAUUGUACAGACGGAGGUGUACCAUAAAGAGAGGUGGUAAAAUAAUAAUAAUAAUAGUAAUAAUAAUAAUAAUAAUUAAACGUUGCUGCUGGUAUUCGUGGCUGAUUCCUUACAAAUUCUUCCAGUCUUCGUGCUAAUUACCCAAUGCUGAACAGUAACCAAGGUUUGAUCGCACAUGCCCAAUGUUACUGAAAUGCCUUUUUGGUUAAGGGCAGGUACAAAACCAGGUCCCCUUCUGAUGCCUUGAAAGGAAAAGGAAUCCAGAGGUGUGAAUGAAAUUUUAGGGGUUUUACGCUGCCUUAACAAUCUUGCCUUGUACCUCCAGGGGUGUGUUUUGGACAUGAGUCCCCCAUUGCGGAGGUGUUCUGGAUGUUAAACUCUUGAUCUUACAGAGAGAGGCUGGAUUGGCAUUAUUUUGAGAGUCAUAGGACUUGAAGCCCCUGCUCCUUUGAUAACCAGGCAGCCCGGUUUUUAGUGACCUCAUGCUUUGCAUUGGUAUGACACACUUUCUGAGAGCCCAGAGCAUUUAAGGGAAGGGCUGUAGCUCAGUGGUAGGACAACCUGCUAUGCAUGCAGAAGGUCCCAGGUUCAAUCUCCGGCACCACCAGGUAGGACUAGGAAUGUCCCCCUUUAGAUAAUACUGAGCUAGAUUGACUUGGCAGCUUCCAAGGUUCCUCUGUUCCGCAAGGUUCCUCUCGUUCUAGCUUGGCCAGGUAGGCUGGUAGUACUCUCCUGAUAUUACAGCUAGAGCCCGAGGUUGAGAGAAUUUGCUUCCUAGUUAAUGAAGCAAAUUCUCUCAACCUCGGGCUCUAGCUCUACAAGCCAGAGAUUCCCCAUUCCGACUCUCAGCUCAGUCAUCAACUGAACCUUUAAUGAAUCUCUGGCUUGUAGUUCAUGCUUGCAACCACCGCACUAGCAUACCCUCUUUGUCACAAUUAAUGAGGGGAAAGGUAGGGCUUCUCCUGAGACAAAUUUUACCGUCAUUCUUUGGAAACAAGAUGGUCGUACAGCUAAAUCAGUUUGAACAUCUCAACCUUAAGAACUUUAGGGCACAACGUUUAUUUGCUUAUGCAUUACUCUUUGUCAGAUCAGGGCGAAGGUGUCAAGAUGCUUGGCAGGCCUCUAACCUCCCCUUGCCCUUCCCUUAAGUCCCCUGUUCUUCCCAGCUCUCUGUGUGUUUGCUUUUUGCAGGGCCUGCGUGCCUCAUUUGUUUUUUUGUGUGUGUGUUUAUUUGUUUUGUGAGAUGUGUCUGUGUUCUGCCUGGGCUUUUUGUGUGUGCGCAUGCAGGGGGUUGAGCAUUGACAGUUUGGAUUCUGGGUCUUUUAUAGUGCCCAUGACACUUUCUUAAAUUUCCAAAUGUGCCCCUGGACCUCAAAAAGUUGAGGAACCCCCACCUAGGCUAUCAAUUUCCAGACUGUCAGUAUGCAUGUUUCAGAAGCAAGCUGUGCAGGCUGAAUACAGCAGUAAGAGAAAGCGACUAGGUGCUUAGGAGGACAUCGCUGCACACAGUGGCGUGCUGCCAUUCAGGCCUUUAUGGCAUCCCUGAACCAAGUCUACCAGGAUUGCCCUAGUGUUUCUUAGGAGGCAUGCCAGCAGAGCCUGGCUGUUGGGAACCCCAGUUCAAGAUCCCCUCCCCAAGCGCCUUGCAAGCAGAGUGAAUUUAUUAUGCCAUUGCCUUAAAGCCCACCAGGAAGAAUUAAUGCCAAAGUCAUAUUUCAAAAGCGAAGCAAGGAAAAGACUAGAAAUUCUGAAAGCUGAAUUCGAAUUCUGAGGUGCCGUCAAAUGUUGGAACUUCUGUGAAAUUGAGUUUUGCAUUUGCUUGUGGAGACUUUUUAACCAGUCCUAGGAAUAAAUUCAGACAGGACUCAAAUUUUGGUUUGUUUUUUGGCAGAAUUUAGGCCACAACCUUUAUUGAUUACAAAUCAAGUGAGUGGUUGUAUAUAGGCUCUGGUUCAACUCACUACCUGCAGCCCUGCAGGCAGCGCUGACUCUGGGCACCAACCAUAAGUCAGCCUUGGGUAAACACCUGGGACAGGGCACAACCCUGCACGGGGAAGACCAACCAUGAGUCUGUGGAUUCCUUCUUAAAGGAAUACCCAACACAUAGGGAUGGUUAGGCAUCCUGCCACCUCAAUCCACCUGAACCAGAGCCUAUCCACAACCUUACAAGCUGUGACGAUUUGCUACACGACAGGCAAAACCCAAAUGGCACCAGCCAAUACGCCAAGAGGGGGAAAUUCCCGCUGUGCCCCUGUCCCAACGACAGGCGACAUACGAUGGCAUAGUAAGGUGCCCUAAAUAUAGGGAGAGGUAGGCCGAUGUUCCGAUGCACUGAAGCCCGAAAGAGGAAGCUCAGGGCCAUGUAGUGGUCCCUCGAUCGCUCUGACUGGCAUCCCGUUAGCCCAAUUGCACCCAAGAUCGAGGGACCACCAAUAGGGUGUUGUGGCCGCUCCAAUGUUCCCACCCACAACACAGGCCUGAUUGCCAGGUCCCAUCGCAACAUGUACCCUCUGUUUAGGGAGGACCCGAUAUACCGUUAAACCAGGUGCUCAAAAUAAAUAGUGAAGCUGAGGGCUUAAAUGUUGAGUGGUGGUCUUUUGUGCACAGGCUCUCCCGCAGAAAAUCAAACAAACCCCAAACAAAACCUCACCCUGAAAAGAAUGGUAACAAAUCUGGGGGGGCUGGGUAUUCAAUUAAAUAAUUGCUCAAGCAGAAUUCCGUGCACUUGUGCAAUGGGACUCCCACACCUGAACUCUUCUCCUAAAUAUGUUCUGGGUUUUGCCCUAACCCCCUGGAGCAGAUCUGGGGAUGUGUAGGGUGCAGGCGGGGGGGGGGGAGAGGGAAGACCCAUUACACAAAUGGAAGUUGUUGAGGCCAAGGGUUGUAGGCCUUACAUCUUGAAAAUAAUGGUACUCACAAAAGUUUCCUGGGAUUAGCCAAGACUGAACUUCAGCUCUUCUGCCACAGCUGUUUUUGCACUGAAGUGUCCUUGGAAGGAAAAAGGAGUCAAGUGAAAACUCAAAGAAGCUUUGGAAAUAAAUAAAAAUGACACACUAUGGAUCUGCUGUAGGCUCUAUUUUCAUUCACAUUUCUGAGCACCUUAUUAAUGAAUGGGUUGAGUUUGAUUUGUAUAUUGAAGAAAUGUUAUGAACUUCUAUGUAAUCUGCCUGAUCAAUUUUUAUUUAAAAAAAAGGAAAUACUGAAAAUGUGUAAUUAGCAUGCGCUUUUCUAAAAAAUUAUAAGAAUUACCUUCUUUGCACCAUUUUGUUCACUGGAUUAUGUAAAUUUAUUCUGGAAAAUUCAUCCUGCUUAUUAUUUAACACUUGGAAAGCUGGUAUAUUACUUCUGCUGAGAUAGUUAUUUUUAUUAGUGGCAUUCAGAAUGUGUGCAAGCUUCUGAGUUCCACAGAGAUCUUUUAAAAUGUGCAUUGCAUUUUUCAGCUGACAGAUCUCAAUAAAAGGCGCCUUCUCUCUUGCUUGCUCUGUGGUUUUACCCUCCCACUUACCGUGGGGCCAACGCUUCUACCAAGAGUUUGCAUCCUAAAAAGCUAAUUCUGCCAUUUAGUAGCCAAGUUAGUAAACAAUUGCCUACAUGUUGUGGGGGGAGGGGAGAGAUGGAAGAUCAUUCCAUCUGGCUAAUGAUUGUUUGUAUUAACAUAAGGCUGACGUUUCUGGCAAUGAUGGGCUUGGAAUUUGGCUGCAAGCUUAAC